Messenger RNA from Astrephomene gubernaculifera, 2296 nucleotides. NCBI's taxonomy places the organism in Eukaryota, Viridiplantae, Chlorophyta, Chlorophyceae, Chlamydomonadales, Astrephomenaceae. The record is from the annotation of a GenBank genome assembly.
CGUAUUUGUUUGCACAGUUUUUCAUGAUGCUACUUGACUUAAACUGAACUAAAGCAGUUGAUUCCCGCCUUCGAGUUCUCGAUGUAGCCUUUCCUUCUUCCAGUUAAGACUCAUGGCAGUCAGCUAGCCUUUCAUGAAACCUUGGUUCGACCAAAUUUGUAUACACACUUACCUAAAAUGACGACGCUUGUACAGAACCCCGCAACACUGGACGCGCGGGGCUUAAACUCGAGGGAAACAGGCGGUUCCCGCGAUGGCAAACGAACAUUUAAGGAAAAGCUACAUACCUUAAUUGCGGAGGCGGAGGCAGCAGAGGCUCAGGCGUUUCGCGAGUCGCAGCUUGCCGAUAAGAAGUCGCUUUGUGUGCAGCUUCUCGUGGAGGGCCGGCCGCAAGCGUUCGUCGACUUCUUCAGUUUGACGCAUGGCAGGCCAGCAGCGCCUCCGCCAAGCGAUGCAUCGCUUGAGUCGACGUCGGGGCAGGACGACGUGCCGCAGGAGGCACUUGGGUUGUUGCGCGUGGAGCUGCUAAAGGCGGACAACGCGCUGCGGUCUGGAGACACGCAGUCCGUGUACGCAGCAUAUAAGAACCUCGCAAAGUUCUUUGCUCAGAUAGGGCGAUUACGAAAAGCGGAGUUCUUCUUCCGGCGGUGCCUGCGGUUGUCACAAGACACACAGUGGCUCGCUGGCGAGCUGGAGGCCAACCUAGCCCUGGGUGUGGUGUACGAGGAGCUCCACGAAACGCAGGCCGCCAUAGAAUGCUACGAGCGCCGCCUCAGCCUGGCCAGCGAGCACCAGCUGGCGCUGGAGAAGGACACCGCCUACCAGAACCUCACCACCGUGUACCUGCGGCAGGCGGAGGCGCAGGAGGCGGCGGCGGAGGUGGAGGCGGCGAUAGGGUCGUACAACAAGUGCCUGUCCGCGGCGGAGCGCAGCGGGGAUAAUGCGACGGCGGCGAAGGCGAAUUACCGGAUAGGCAUGCUGUACCACGAGCAGAAGAAGCACCCCGAGGCCAUCCACUACCUGCGCCAGUUCAUCGCGCUGGGCGGCCACAUGCCCGACAAGUCCGCGGUGGGCACCGCCUACGCCGCCUUCUCCGCCUGCCUGAAGGACCUGGGCGACAAGGAGGCGGCUGUGCGCUGCUUGGAGGAGUACCUGCAGCUGGCGCGGGGCGGCGACCAGCACGGCACUGCGCUGGCGAGCUGCAGCCUGGGCAUCAUGCUGUAUGAGCAGGGAGAUCUGGAUCUGGCCGUGUCGUACUUUGAGAAGUUCUUUGAGACCGCCCGCACCCUCAACGACCGCCACAUGCUGGACACGGCGCGGGUCAACCUGGGGGUGGCCCGCGGCGCCCUGCGCAUGGGCGCCUGGAUGAACGUGGUAGCCACCAACCUGCCCAAGCUCAUUGCAUGGAAGAGCUCGCGAGUGCCCUUCACAGACCACUGAAAAGGAAAGAGAGGGGGGCUCCUCUUCAGCCGCGCGUUGUCAUGCGCGACUCUGCCUGGCGCUCCUGCCAUGCUGCCACCGGGCUCAUGGGAGUGGGGGGACGUCAGGGCGGCAGGCGCGGCGUCGUUUCCUACGUUGCCUGACGUAGCCAGGUCCCAGCUUUGCGGGGUGGGUUCGUACUUCGAGACGGAGGAGCUCAGUACGUGGUGUGUAGUAAACUCAUAAAGCUAAAGCAGGUAAAGGGGGAUGUACACAGAUGAGCUGCCGUACCAGCAGCGGUGCACGUCACUCGGGCGCAGCAGCUGUUUGUAGAACGGACCACCGGAUUCGUUGGGGGUGGUUGGCUGCGCUAGGGUAGUGUGUGAAUGGGGUGGCGCAUGGCAUGAGGCGGGUGGAGGUUUGUUGCGCAAGAGAGGCAGGAUUCGAGCCUAGCGCCGUUGCUUUAAUGCUGGCAGUGGGGAAGGCAGAGGGGGUGUUGGCCAGAUUUUGAAGGAACGGCAGGAGCCAUGGCAUGUGGCAUAUGACGCGAUGCUAUGCACGAGCGGCGGGGACGUGCACUCGCACUUUACUAUGGGGAGGAGUACAUGCGUAAAGUGACGCACAUAAUGAUAUCAACAGUGGACUGAGGGUAUUACCAACAAGGCGCAUCAUGGCGUUAGACACAGGUACAGCGAAACCAUGCGCGCCGACCCCGGAAGCAGGUAUACCGGUAUUAAUGUAACUUCGUAGCCACAGCUCACUCGCCGCCGACUCUGCGUCGUGUUGGGUCCUGUGGUGCUUGGGUGGUAGAGGAAGAGGACUUGGGACGGCGGUCAAAUGCAACAACUGUAAUCACAGUGUAAGGGUGCUGCAUGAA